GUCACCCGCGAGUGACCUAACAGACUCACUCACAGCCAGUCACCAUUUACCAUUACCAGACUCCGACUUUGGCUCUGGCGCCGAUUCCAGGCUUCUCCAUUUUCCCAAGAAAAUCCCAUUCCUCACCAUGUUCCUCCAAUUCCUGAGGAAGGCUUCGCAGAGCCAAAACAAAGUGAUUCUCUCUGCAAUCUCACGAUCAUUCUCGUCUCACCUCUGCUCACUACCUUCGUCUGGUAUUGCCUUCGACAUCGACGGCGUCGUUUUACGCAGCGAAGUUCCCAUCGGAGGCUCUCCGCAAGCCCUCAGACGCUUGUACGACGACUCAGGUGCAUUGAAGGUUCCGUACAUAUUCCUGACAAACGGAGGCGGUUUUCGUGAAUCUAAAAGAGCCUUGGAGCUAAGUGAACUUUUGGGUGUAAAUAUUUCACCUUCACAGGUUGUUCAAGGCCAUUCACCUUUUAAGCAGCUAGUAGGCAGAUUUGAGAAUGAACUUGUCGUUGCUGUGGGGAAAGGAGAACCUGCUGCAGUGAUGUCUGAAUAUGGAUUUAAAAAUGUUGUUUCAAUUGAUGACUAUGCAUCAUGCUUCGACAACAUUGACCCAUUGUUACCGUAUAAGAAAUGGACGACUAAGCAGGUUGCCUAUCAGAGUAGCAGUGCGAAAAAGAUGGACAUAAGAGAUGAGAUAUGCUCGCAGAGAGUUCAAGCAGUCUUUAUAGUUAGUGAUUCUGUUGACUGGAGCAGGGACAUUCAGGUACUCUGUGACAUAUUAAGAACCGGAGGUCUUCCUGGUCGGGAAGUUGGUCACCAACCACCAUUGUAUUUUGCACAUGAUGACCUUACUUACCAGGCCGCCUUUCCUUCUGAGCGUUUUGGUAUGGGAGCUUUCAGAAUUGCAUUAGAAUCCGUUUUCAGUAGUAAUGUCACUAGUUUAAACUAUAAAUGCAGAAUUUACCCUCAUGCUCUCAAGUACACGUCAUAUGGGAAACCAAAUCCCCUUGUAUUCAAGAAUGCAGAAACUUUGCUUGAGCAACUUGUGUCAUCUCUUCCUCGCAGCAGUCAUCUUGCUGAUCAUACAAAUGCUGGAAGCCACCAUCUCAAAAGGCUGUAUAUGAUAGGAGAUAAUCCUUCAGUUGACAUCUGCGGUGCACGGAAGGCGGGUCAUCCUUGGUUUUCUAUUCUGACAAGGACUGGAGUUUUCAAGGGAAAAGAAAAUCAUCCCAAGUUUCCAGCUGAUCUGGUUGUUGAUACCGUGGAAGAAGCGGUGGACUAUAUUUUGAGAAAGGAGUGCACCUCUUGAGUCUGGUAGUACCCUUUGAAUGUGAAGGUGGUGAUUGAUUUAAGAAGGGAAGUGUGGGGCAAAGACUGGGAUUGUCGUCUGAAACCACCGGAGAUGAAACCCAGGAACGUUAUUGAAACUGGAAUCAAUUCUUGGCGCAACUGAUUGGGAAUUCAUGGAUCAUAAUUUUUAUGAAAUCCUUUUCAAAA
Messenger RNA from Morus notabilis, 1485 nucleotides. RefSeq lists its product as uncharacterized. Gene Ontology annotation, cellular component: mitochondrion. Gene Ontology annotation, biological process: glycerophospholipid biosynthetic process. The record is from RefSeq and is a predicted model, not a curated record. Lineage: Eukaryota; Viridiplantae; Streptophyta; Magnoliopsida; Rosales; Moraceae. The transcript is spliced from 12 exons. The coding region runs from base 128 to 1297 and encodes 389 amino acids.